AUGAUUCCCGUCGUCCCCGGCCUCGUCGUCUAUGGUAGCAUAAACAUGGAGGAGGUUGAACAUCCUUCCCCAAGGGUGAAGCAGAAUGAGCCACCAAAAAAGAAAAUGCCUCUUAUCACGACCUACAACUCGGAUGAGGAGGAGGAUGAUAUUGACGAUUUCGAAGCCAUUAUGCCUCCAUCGGAGAUGCGAGCGGAUAUCGCUCCAUUCCCGGCCUGCGAUGUUGGGGUUAUCGAUCUGACCAACGAGUCGACACCACCGCCCUCCUCCGACUCCUCCUCCGAUACUGACGAACCUAACGAGAAAAAGGAGGAGAAAGCAAACGUAGCUGCCCUCAUGUCAAAGUUCGGUCAUAUGAGCCUUCUCAAGUUGCUAAAUUCCAGUACGCUUCAACAACUCCGUCGCGCUCAUUCAUCCUCCGUCUUCGAAGAAAAGGAAAAACUACCGCGCUCCUUUGUGAUCUUUUUCCACGAGACUCUCUGCGCUGCGAGUAACCAUUCCCCACCCACGACGGCGAUGAUACAGCGCAGUUUCGGUGAGACUGUUGAAGACGCGAUGGCCCAGUGGAAGCGACUUUCCCCAGAAGAGCGUCGCGUUUACCGGAAACGAGCUUUACAUUCGAAGGCCUCCUACACCCAGCAUUUGCUUGAUCAUCGCGCCAAACUUCGAACAGUGGCUUCGCAAAAUACCCCCCGGUGUACCAAUCCACCUUGCCAACAAGCUGUGGUGUUUGACUCUCGCUGGAAUUUGAACUACUGCUCCGCAGCCUGUCUCGUGGCCAAUUGCAAGAAAACCUUCAAGGCGUGGCUUGGAUCUAAGCCUCCCCCCACCGACACUCAAAUUCCUCCUCUUCUAGCCCCUCUGUCUGUCACCGUGACGACGGUAACAGACGCCGUCAAGGUCGAUCCCAAUGGAGGUCCGCCUGCCGAGAAAGAGUCUCCUUCGAAUCCAAUGGACUCAAGCGAGAGAAAUCCUGUUAAGCCCACCGAGUCGCUGACUGUGGAGAGGAAAGUGGCAGGUCUCGUUGGUGGUUAUGCAGUGCAGCGGCACACUCAAGGAUUAUUAUCGCCGGCCAUCGCCUAUGUUGACGAGGUCUUCCUAAAUGGUGGGAUUAAGGAUCGCAUCUCAAAAUCAGUUCAAAACAAAGAAGGUGAUCUUAAAGAUGACCCGGGGCAGGGUCCUUUGUCAUGGCGUCGUAUCUAUCAUGACAAGUUGCAAAUGUGUAUUGGUCGGGGCGUUCAGACGCUGCAGAGGCAGGGGGUCUCAGAAAUAUUUAUUGAUCCUUUUACCGACGCAGAGAUGGCGGCGGAAACAGCCCACCUCGCCGCCUAUUCAUUUGAUGAGUUGAAGAACCCAAAAUCCCGUGUCAAUCAACCUCCAAUUUCCUGUUUUACCGCACAUCUUGACAACGAUCCGGAUGGGUUCCAGACUCGUAGAAAGCUCCUAGCUGCUUGGAAUCGGGGUCGGGUUCUCGCGCAAGCACAGAAUCAAGCGAGGCGAUGGAUGGAGAUGCCAGCAAAUCUGUUUCCCCCGGAGGUCUUUGCUCACGAGAUUGAAGAAGCGCUUUCCGAGGCUUUGAAAUCCGCAGCGGGUGAUGCCUCUCUGACUGUGGAGGUCCAUGACAAGAUGUGGAUUGAACAACAGGACAUGGGUGGAGUUCUGGGUGUUGCUAGGGGUUCAACUCGACCUCCGUGUUUUGUGGAAAUUAAUUUUGUGGGUGAUCCUUCGCGGCUCAACGAUCAUAUCGCUUUGGUGGGUAAGGGUGUGACUUUCGAUGCCGGAGGUAUCUCCAUCAAACCCUCCGCUGGAAUGGGGGAUAUGCGUGCUGAUAUGGGAGGAGCAGCAGUGAUUACUUCGGUGAUUACGGGUCUGAUUCAACUCCAGACGCCAAUUAAUAUUCGCGCAUAUCUGCCGUUGGUGGAAAAUAUGCCUGACGGCAACGCUAUUCGUCCGGGUGAUGUCAUCCGAAUGGCCAGCGGGACCACCGUUCAAGUAGACAACACCGAUGCUGAAGGGCGUCUAAUUCUUGCGGACGCCUUGCACUAUGCUCAAUCUCGAAAUCCACUCUUUCUGCUGGACGCAGCGACUUUGACGGGCGCGAUAUCCGUCUCUCUGGGCGAUCAGUACACCGGUCUUUUCUGCAAUCGCAUCGUUCAACAACGCAAUAUAUCAAAUAUUUGGCCUCCCGGUGUCGUUGGUGUCUCGGACGAGACCUCCGUUGCCUCUGGCACCGCUACCGAAACCUCCGCUGUCAAAAUUCCCACUAUAAUAGGGUCGCUAAAUCACUGUGGACUGGUGAAGAACGACCCAUUCUGGCACAUGCCCAGCCUCUACUUUAAGCAACUGAAAGAGAGCUCCAUCAACGCAGAUAUUGCCAACAUCACCGGUGGUGCAUUUUCCCGACUUGGAGGGUCGGGGGCCGCCUCGGCUUUCCUUCAGGUGCGCGACCCCUACCCCACUGAUUUGUCUAUUCAUCGACCCUAUUGUGUGCUAAUGCUCGGUCAUGGAGAUGUCUGGCUUUAG
Molecule: messenger RNA, 2523 nt
Organism: Echinococcus granulosus
Lineage: Eukaryota; Metazoa; Platyhelminthes; Cestoda; Cyclophyllidea; Taeniidae
Product: Cytosol aminopeptidase
Exons: 15
Coding region: 1-2523 (840 amino acids)
Biological process (GO): proteolysis
Cellular component (GO): cytoplasm
Molecular function (GO): metalloaminopeptidase activity; manganese ion binding
Source: RefSeq, a predicted model, not a curated record